Hymenoscyphus albidus is the source of this 2843-nucleotide messenger RNA. NCBI's taxonomy places the organism in Eukaryota, Fungi, Ascomycota, Leotiomycetes, Helotiales, Helotiaceae. The record is from the annotation of a GenBank genome assembly.
CCAACCCUCUCCCGCCCCCUCUUCAGGAAAGAAAAAGUGAUGAGCCUGGCUUCAAACCCACCCUCGUCCGGGGGUGCUCCUUCCUCGGCUUCUCAGAGCAGACAGACUUUGAAGAGGAGUGUGCAACAAGCUUUUGAUGGUAGACAACCCCAUACCCCAUCCUUCUUAAAUUAAAACUUUCCAACUUUCCAACAAAGAACAUCAUGUCUUAUUAGUUGCUUAUUUGCCGUCUUUUUCCUUUCUUUCAUUUUCUUUAAAUGAGGUCGACUUGAGCUCUCGUCGAAUCAUCAUUUCCAUAUUUCACACCAUCAUGUAUCCACAACGUCGAACUCAUCAGAGCCACCAAAGUCAUCAUUCAUAUUGUUUGUUGUUAUUUGAGCUCGCUUGAGCAUUCUUACUGACAUCUCUUCAGAUCCAAGUGAUAGAGGAACCGGGCCCAUUGGAUAUCAAAGCAAGGUUCGGGUGAUCGACAGGUACAAGGUCAUCGGAUUCAUCAGCAGUGGAACAUAUGGACGUGUCUAUAAAGCAGUCGGCCGUCAUGGUCAGCCGGGAGAAUUUGCUAUCAAAAAGUUCAAACCGGGUAGGUCGUGUACUUCAAGAGAUGUCGAGUAACCGCUGAUCCAUAAUUCCAGACAAGGAAGGAGAACAAAUCCAAUAUACCGGCAUCUCACAAUCAGCAAUUCGAGAGAUGGCCCUUUGUUCUGAACUUAGUCACAUGAAUGUCAUUCGGCUAUGUGAGAUUAUACUGGAGGACAAGUGUAUUUUCAUGGUGUUUGAAUAUGCCGAACACGACUUACUUCAGAUUAUUCAUCAUCAUACCCAACCGACUCGACAUCCCAUCCCGCCGGCCACUGUCAAGAGCAUCAUGUUUCAACUCCUGAAUGGAUGUCAAUAUCUACACGCCAACUGGGUCCUUCAUCGAGAUCUUAAACCAGCAAAUAUCAUGGUUACUUCAGGAGGAGAAGUGAAGGUUGGGGAUCUGGGUCUUGCACGUCUUUUCAACAAGCCCCUUCAUUCAUUGUUUAGUGGUGAUAAAGUGGUAGUCACAAUUUGGUAUCGUGCUCCAGAGCUACUUUUAGGAUCUCGACAUUAUACUCCAGCAAUUGACACAUGGGCUAUUGGAUGUAUUUUUGCCGAACUACUCUCGCUUCGACCAAUUUUUAAAGGAGAAGAAGCCAAGAUGGACUCCAAGAAGACGGUCCCGUUUCAACGAAACCAAAUGCAAAAGAUAGUGGAAAUAAUGGGGUUGCCAAGGAAAGAGCAAUGGCCAAAUCUCGUCAACAUGCCCGAGUACGCACAAUUACAAACUCUGUCGGGAAGCUCACAUAACAAAAACGGAGGGUCCAGUCUUGAAAAAUGGUAUUACAGUACCAUCAACUCUCAUUCCGCGACUUCAGUCCCUUCAUCCAACGCUUCUCUCGGUUUGGAAGGAUACAAACUCUUAAGCGGGUUAUUGGAAUACGACCCCGAGAGACGACUCACAACACAACAGGCUCUUCAACACCCUUUCUUCAGUACUGGUGAUAAAGUCUCAGCCAAUUGUUUUGAAGGCAUGAAAAUGGAAUAUCCCCAUAGGAGAGUAAGCCAGGAUGAUAACGACAUUCGAACCAGCAGUUUACCUGGAACGAAGAGAAGUGGAUUACCCGAUGAUUCAAGACCGGUUAAAAGGAUGAAGGAGUGAAUAAAGAUGAACUGAGGUUGAAGUUCGACAAAUCGUGUCAUCCUUGCAUUGCGUGGCACAAAGCGCUAUCUCUCUCGGAAACUUCCGCAAGUCUCGGAGACCUACAUGAAGUGAUGGAACACAUGAUCCAAGGUUUUCAAAAGAGGGGAAUAAGCGCGCCUAAUAUUUCCUUGAUGGAAAUAUUAGCCAUGUCUGAGAUAAGAGCGGUGUGACGGUUGGUGCUCCCUCGCCAAGUUGUCUGUGAUUCGUGGAGAUUUCCAGCUAAUCACGUGAUAAAGCGAGAGAGAGUGCACUGCCACAUCUGCCACUGCCACAAUGGAUACCGUCAGCCAAGACCCAAUCACUUACGUCAUGCGAUCGUAUUGGCUCUUCCACCAUUCGAUUCCAAGGUUGGGCUCGUUGUCGUGAAUGGUUUAAACUUUGUGGCGGGGAAAGGGGAAAGGGAUAUAUAUCCUCGUACGUCGCCUGAAUUCUCGACCUUUCUUCAAACAAUACAACUACAAAACCUCCAUAUCACAUAUCAUCACAAACUGCAAUUUCGCAAAUAACAGACACACCUCCUCAUCUCAACAUACAACACACUUCAACAUUUUACACCAGCACAAAUCAAACAACAUGCCUUUCUUUUACAACAAAGCAAUCGGAGGUCGUCGUGCUGGCGCCCAUAUCACUGCUGAUCGCCAUGGUGUUCAUCGACCCGUUUGGAGAAUGAGACUCUGUGGAUUCAACUGCUUCCGUUAGAGCUGCCCGUAUUUCUGAGGCUGUGGAAACAAAGAUGAAACGAUGGAUGGAGACGAACUCUGUGGCUUGGACGCGCGAAGGAGCGGGGUCGAUUACCGGAGAGAUUUGUAUGUUGUCGACCUUGUGAUGAUAAUUAAUGAUGAGAGCAUGUGAUGCAUGAUGGCGUUCUUGGGAUGAGGAGUUGAUGGCAGGGCUGGCAUGGUAUGGAGCGAUGGAUGGUUAACGACUGCUUUGGGUAUGGAAAUGUGGAGUGGAGUGUUUUCGGGGACGAAGCAGCUUGUUCGCAGAGCAGAUUCGACGGCAAGAAAAAUCCAAAAACAAAUUUGCAAUCCGAACUAUUUCAUGCUUUCUUUGACUUGUAGGUAGGAGUAUAUUAUGUGAUAUGCAAAAACAGUGAACCUUGAGAAGUGAUUGUUUACCA